CUAGCAAAUUUAGCCACGCCCCCAUCUUACAGUUCAGUUCAGACACCUAAAAAACUCGUGGGAACUGAAUGCCCUGUGAAUAUCGAUCGAUUACAUUCACGUUAAAGCCUCAAUUUUGACGAAACGAGUUCAUUUUGGAUUGCUUUUCUAGAAAUUCCAUAUUUUGAUCUUGGACAAUCAACGGAGUUGUGUUAAUCAUGAUAGGAAUUGGCGUCCUCGCUCUUCUGGGUUAUACCAUUCUCUUCGUCCUCUUGCUCGCCCUAACUUCGGGCGUCGCCUACUCUGCUUACGUGUAUAUGCAGCACAGGAAGUACGCGCAUAUACCCUCCGUCAAGCGAGCGAAUUUCUUUAUGGGUCACUACCCUACUAUCAAGGACUAUAUGAAGAAGCAUGAGUGUCCUUUGGCUGAGGUACUAUAUGAAUGGUACAAAGAAUUAGGCUUGGUAUAUUGCGUCCAUGUCCUCCACAAUACAUUUGUUGUAUGUUUAGAUUCCAAGGUGGUGAAGAUGGUGAUGACAAACAGCAAGCACACUAAACCUCAUGUUGAGUAUGAUGCGUUUCAAGCGGUUUUUGGUAGUCGGUUGGGCGGACGAUCACUGGUCAGCGAGACUGACCAUUCACGAUGGUCGCAGAGAAGGGCUCUGUUUAAUCCUGCUUUCAAUCGUCAAUACCUGAAGGGUUUGAUGGAUAUCUUCAAUGACAGUGCCGAUCGACUAGUCCAGGACCUGAUGAAGAGGGCUGAUGGCCAGACCGUAGUCACCAUGAGGGAUAAAUUCAACAGUAUUACACUUGAUGUCAUUGGGAAGGUUGGCUUUGGUCUUGAUCUGAACGCCAUGGAGGACCCAAGCUGUCCUUUUCCUGUGGCUGCAACUAAGGUUCUCCAAGGCCUGCAGAAAUCGCUUCUUGUACCUUGGUACUCGUACAUCCCGUCCGCCCAUGCAAGGAAUUUCCGUAAGGAGGUGAAGGAGGCAUGCCAUCUUAUCCGUGAGAUUGGGCGUGACUGCAUCCUGAGUCGAAUAGAGGCCAAAGCUCGCGGGGAUGCGACCCCCCAGGACAUCCUCACGUACCUCCUGGAUGCAUCCAAGGAGCUCCAAGGAGAUCAGAACUUUGGUCUGGAGGAGAUGAUAGACGAGUUUGUCACUUUUUUUGUUGCUGGGCAAGAAACAACGGGGAACCAUCUGUCUUUCACAUUGCAACAGAUAUGCAGAUAUCCAGAAGUAUUGAAAAAGUUAUUGAUAGAGAUAGAGGAAGUGCUGGGUGACAAACCGUUUGUAGACUACAGUGAUCUACCAAAGCUCGAGUAUUUGAUGCUGGUCAUGAAAGAAUCGAUGCGACAAUUUCCUCCUGUCAGCGGUUCCACUAGAUCAUUAGCGCAUGAAAUAGAAUGCUGUGGCUACACCAUACCAAAGGGAACUAGACUGAGGGUGAAUCAUUUUAUUAUGGGCAAGAUGGAGAAAUACUUUGAUGAUCCUGAAGAAUUCAGACCAGAAAGAUUUCAAGUCUCUGAUGAAACGCCUCGUCACCUGUAUGCCUACUUCCCUUUCUCACUGGGACAGAGGACAUGUAUAGGACAGUCAAUGGCAAUGAUGGAGACACGUGUGAUUCUUGCCAAGCUGCUCCGCCGAUUCACCUUUGACCUUGUACCAGGUCAAAAGUUUGGCAUAAAGCAAGAGCUAACAAACAAGCCUGUUGAUGGUUGCAAGACGUACAUCACACUCAGAGAAUGAACAAGUACCUGCAAUAUAAUGUAUUUAUUGCUCUAAAACCUUACAUUUGGCUAAAUCAUAGUUUGAAUAUUAUGCACAGGAUGUAAUAUAACAUUCAUUGGACCGCUGUAGGUAGUUAUAUUUUCCUGAAUCAUGCAGCGCUGAGGAAAAUAUUGGGACGAGGGAAAAUAUAAUUCCCUUCAGGUCCGAAGAAUGUUAUAUACCCCCUGCCAGUCAAUAUCUGUUAUAUAAGAUAUCCUUGGUUUAAAAAUGUAGGUGGGGGGUCCAAGUUUUUUGUUGCCCGAAAUUUAUUCCAUUCUUUUCUUUGAGGACAAACAAAAUUUGAGACAAAUUUGUGAGAAACAAAAUAUUUCGAGAUAAUACAAGAAAAAAUAAUAUCUAAAAUUCUUACCAAAAAAAGCAUUUUUGGGGAAGAAAAAAAUGUGGACAAAAUUAUUAAAAGGGAGGAAAAAAAAUUUGAGGAAAAAAAAAUAGACUCGGUAUUGGUGUAAUUUGUGUAAUUGAUGACAUACUGUACAGUCCUUGAGAGGGGGACAUGCAUUGAUUAAAAAUAUUCAUUUCACCAGCUGGUAAAUAUAACACUGGAAAGUGACCGGCCAGGAAAAUAUAACAAUUACGAUCAUCGCAAUUGAUAUCACGUGAUGAGCUCUGGACCAAUCACAUCUCAGUAUCUGUCUAAGCUAUCUAAUAUAUGUCAUUGAAACAUAUUCAUAGCAAUAGCAACAGGUAUGGAUAAUUUUACUCAAAUACUAAGAUCAUAAAAUGGACACAAGAUAAAGAGGGGAUGGUGAGGUUAGAUUAAAUAUAUGAUAUGAACAGUGAAGCAUGAAUUACAACCAAUGUUAAUACUUUGGCAUCUGAAUGAUAAUAUUGUAAAAUGAGAAAUUUGAUCUUGAGUAAGCCAGUAAAUAGUGGUAAUAAUAAUGAUGUGAAUUAUACAAUACCUUUUCCUGGGGGGUGUUUCAUAAAGCUGUUCGUAAAGUUACGCAAAACUUUACAAAU
Molecule: messenger RNA, 2729 nt
Organism: Strongylocentrotus purpuratus (purple sea urchin)
Lineage: Eukaryota; Metazoa; Echinodermata; Echinoidea; Camarodonta; Strongylocentrotidae
Product: cholesterol 24-hydroxylase
Exons: 13
Coding region: 198-1727 (509 amino acids)
Biological process (GO): cholesterol catabolic process
Molecular function (GO): iron ion binding; cholesterol 24-hydroxylase activity; heme binding
Source: RefSeq, a predicted model, not a curated record